GAGCCGGGGGCGGGACCGUGGCGGAGGCUGGAGCGGGGCGGCGGGAUGCAGCGACCCGGGCCCUUCAGCACCCUCUACGGGCGGGUCCUGGCCCCGCUGCCCGGGCGGGCCGGGGGCGCGGCCUCUGGCGGAGGAGGGAGCAGCUGGGGCGUUCCGGGUUCCCACGUGCAGUUGCCGGGACGCGCGCAGUUCGGCGCUGGCAGCACAAGUACAGCUGGCGGGGACGCUAACAGCGUCUGCCCGGCCCCCUCCACGAUGUCCAAGGCCGAGGAGGCCAAGAAGCUGGCCGGCCGCGCGGCCGUGGAGAACCACGUGAGGAAUAACCAAGUGCUGGGAAUUGGGAGUGGUUCUACAAUUGUCCACGCUGUGCAGCGAAUAGCUGAAAGAGUGAAGCAAGAGAAUCUGAACCUCGUCUGUAUUCCCACUUCCUUCCAGGCCCGUCAGCUCAUCCUGCAGUAUGGCUUAACUCUCAGUGACCUGGACCGACACCCAGAGAUUGACCUUGCCAUCGAUGGUGCUGAUGAAGUCGAUGCUGAUCUCAAUCUCAUCAAGGGUGGAGGAGGCUGCCUGACCCAGGAGAAAAUUGUGGCUGGCAAUGCCAGUCGCUUCAUCGUGAUUGCCGAUUUCAGGAAAGAUUCAAAGAACCUCGGGGAUCAGUGGCACAAGGGAAUCCCCAUCGAGGUCAUCCCGAUGGCCUAUGUCCCAGUGAGCCGAGCUGUGACCCAGAAGUUUGGGGGUGUGAUUGAACUUCGAAUGGCUGUCAACAAGGCAGGUCCUGUGGUGACGGAUAAUGGGAAUUUUAUCCUGGACUGGAAGUUUGACCGGGUCCACAAAUGGAGUGAAGUGAACACAACUAUCAAAAUGAUCCCAGUGAAGGCUGAAGAAACUUUGAUUGUCUGGACAUUCCACAGCGUGUCGUAUAAUGCAGGACUGGAUUGAUGGCCUCACGUUCAUUAGAUUCGACGGGCAAGAAAUUGCCAGGACUGUAAAUGACUGGUAAAAAUAUACGUGCUUCAGACAAUACGAUGUAAAUCCUACCAAAAUUCAUGGGCUGCCAAUCAGUGGAUAUGGCAGGGGUCCAGAUGCCUGAGGCAUCUCAGACUGGCACAUGUUAUCCAGGCUAAAGAACAAGAAAUUGAACCUUGUCCUCCUACCACUGAUGGUGAGGCAGAGUGUUUGUGGGCUCGGUGGAAUGUUGACACAAUACAUUCCACACUUGGGUACAAGACACCACCCAUUUGUGGCUCACACAGAAAGCUGCCAGGUCUGAGUUGGCGCAGGGAGGAGAGGUCUGUGCAUCAGGUUCAGGUCAUGAUAUAUAAGUGGCUGUGUCACUUGGGCCAUACGAUCCAGUACAUAUGUUGUUGCAUGAUACAUCUGUGAUAGAUAAGGAUAUUGUGUGUACACUCUAUAAACUGUAAUAGAGCUCACAUCAUAGAUUUCUAGGGUUCUAGGGCAAGACGAUGCCACCCUCAGGAAAUUAAAAACAACAACUAUACAAUGUUAAAAAAUCAGCUCUCAGAAUGUCAGGGAUGCUUGCUAGACAUGGCCUUGGAAGUGAAGUAGCUUCGUGAUUGAGUUUCCCAUUAUAAUCUGGUAAUUUUCUUUUUUCUUUUUUUGCGGUACGCGGGCCUCUCACUGUUGUGGCCUCUCCCGUUGCAGAGCACAGGCUCCGGAUGCGCAGGCUCAGCGGCCAUGGCUCACGGGCCCAGCCGCUCCAUGGCACGUGGGAUCUUCCCGGACCGGGGCACGAACCCGUGUCCCCUGCAUCGGCAGGCGGACUCUCAACCACUGCGCCACCAGGGAAGCCCUCACCACCAUUUUUAAUCCCACCACAUAGAAGCCAAAGAGCAACUGUGUGUGUGUCAACUAGAUUCUCUUCGUGUUUCCAUUCCUGCAGUCUUCCCACACUUUAAAAUUCUUAACUUUUGUGGAAAAAAAUCCCCUCAUAUCAUUCUGUAUUCUUCCAGUGUUCUACAGGGUAAAUUCUAUGCCCUACAGUUUAUUUAUUUUUUAAUCCCUACUUUUGGAAUUUUCAUAUCUCACGUUUUCUUUCUGUGAAAGGUAAUUGAGACAAAUCAGAUAUGUUUAGCAUUAGGAUAUUGUAGGGACUAUGGACUUACAAUUGACUAUUUAGACACUCAUAACCCCAAAGUCUUACUGAUGUUCUCAGCUAACUCCCCCUGAGGACAGCUGUGUAGACUGCUGUCUAGAACAUGGUAAAAAAGUAGGAAGAUAUGUAGUAAAAAGGAGAAUCAGAAAGUGGGGAAAGUGGGGAAAAAUAUUCUUGAAUAUUAUGACAUGUUAUCUUAAAAAAUAUAUCAAAAACUGCUAAACCCAUUAUGUUGCUAUAACUCUGCCUCAGUUGUCCACCUGUUACACUGACUACAUUUAUUUGACACCUACCUGUACCUGAGGGAGGGAGAAGUAGGAUGCGCUUUCACUCACCUCUCCUUCCUCAGGUCUGUUUGCUCAGAGGGCACUUAGACCCUUCCAUUCUCCUGCUGGUUCUGUCAGGCAAGGCUCUGCAGCUGAUGGGGCCUUAACCUGUGAUGUCUGAGGAGUAGAGGAGGCUUUCAUGGUCCAGAGGCCUCAGCUUCAAACUACUCCCCUGAUUCUCUAACAUCUUCCUCUUACACUGACUCAGAGAAUCUGCCUGCCUGCUCCCCAGACAGU
Orcinus orca (killer whale) is the source of this 2676-nucleotide messenger RNA. It is a transcript of the gene RPIA, whose product is annotated as ribose 5-phosphate isomerase A. The coding region runs from base 46 to 939 and encodes 297 amino acids. NCBI's taxonomy places the organism in Eukaryota, Metazoa, Chordata, Mammalia, Artiodactyla, Delphinidae. Gene Ontology annotation, cellular component: intracellular membrane-bounded organelle. The record is from RefSeq and is a predicted model, not a curated record. Gene Ontology annotation, biological process: D-ribose metabolic process; pentose-phosphate shunt, non-oxidative branch. Gene Ontology annotation, molecular function: ribose-5-phosphate isomerase activity. The transcript has 9 exons.